CUUCCGGCGGGAGGGCGGAAGCGGCGGCCGGUGCGGGGAGCGCGGCCAUGGGCACCCGCGGGCUGAAGGCGGCCGUGGUGGAGCUGGAGCCGGGACAGGCCCGCGAAGGCAGUGCCGAGAGAGAGCCUGUGGUGAUCCUCCUCGGCUGGGCCGGCUGCCAGGACAAAUACCUGGCCAAAUACAGCGCAAUUUACAGCCAGAAGGGGUGCACCGUCAUCCGUUACACGGCUCCAUGGAGGAUGAUAUUCUUCUCUGAGACCUUUGGCAUCAGAUCCCUGCAGACCCCAGCCAGGCGACUCCUGGAGCUGCUCUUUGACUACAGUGUUGAAAACAGACCAGUUCUUUUCCACGUUUUCAGCAAUGGUGGUGUCAUGCUGUACCGUUACAUCAUCGAGGCGCUCCACACCCACAAGACGUUUAAGAACCUCAGAGUAGCUGGCACCAUUUUUGAUAGCGCCCCUGGCAGAAGAAACUUACGAGGAGGCCUUCGUGCCCUGGCAACUGUCUUGGUCUCCAUGAACGUGCUGCUCAAGUACUUCCUGCUGUUCACUUUUGCCAGCAUGGCCGUUGUGCUGCGGAUCCUGCUGUACCCCCUGACCCGCUUCAUCCACGAGAGCCAUUACGAUGCCCUGCUGAAAGCGCCCUCGCGCUGGCCCGAGCUCUACCUCUAUUCCCAGGCUGAUCUCAUCAUCAAGGCUAGCGAGGUUCAGCACAUGGCCAACGCCCGGCAGCAGCUCGGUGUCCCUGUGAAAGCUGUGGACUUCUCGGAUUCGGCUCAUGUCAGCCACAUGCGGGUGUACCCCACCUAUUACCGCAGCCUCUGCACGACUUUCCUGUCUGAAUGUGUUGGGGGCUCGCCUCUUUAGUGCUGUAAUGACCUUCAGUGUUUGCCUCUGCUUUGCUCGCAUCCUAUGGGAAAUGUCACCCCCUUUGCUUUUGUGUCUUUGAAGGGAAGAAAGCAGAGUCUUCUUGUUUGGUUUGGUUUUUUUUUUUUCCCCCCUAUGGUCUACAAGUCUGAAAGCCUCCAGCCUGGCCUUUGGACCAGCCACAUUAGAGCAGAAAGCAGAUAUGGAUUAGUUUAAAGUCCUGAAGGUGAAAUCCUGUCAUGGUUCAUGUUGAUGUACUUUACCAAGGUGUCACAGACCAGAAUCUCACACUGAGUAUUAUUUGUUUCUUCCUGUCUCUUCUUGUUCUCUGCUUUCCUUGUUGUCUCUUUGUCCCUGAUGUCUGAUGUGCAUGUUCUGUUGCUUGUACUUAUUUUACAGUACAGCUCUUCCAUGUCUUUGUUGUCUUUUUUUGUCUUUUUUUUUAAAUUUUUCUCUCUGCCAUUUCUUUUAUCUUGCAGUGAGCAAACAAAGCCAAGUCUGCAGGACUUUUUGCUUUUCUCAGUGCAUCCCAGCUCUUGUAGUACUCUCCUUGCUGGAGAUCAGGCCCUGAAAACAAGUGUAAGAUGUGGAAAAGGUAUGUGUAGGGCAGUAUGACCAGACUGUCAUCUGGUUCCAUUAAAUAGCUGAGAUAGAACAGUCAAAGCUCUCUGAUCCUUGGUGGGAGCUCAAAUGUUUGUGAUAACUUUUGUGUUCUUCAACCCAGAGGUUUCAGGUAACAUUUUUGAAUGUG
Corvus hawaiiensis (hawaiian crow) is the source of this 1617-nucleotide messenger RNA. RefSeq names its product transmembrane protein 53 (gene TMEM53). The transcript is spliced from 3 exons. Bases 48 to 866 code for a protein of 272 amino acids. The record is from RefSeq and is a predicted model, not a curated record. NCBI's taxonomy places the organism in Eukaryota, Metazoa, Chordata, Aves, Passeriformes, Corvidae.